AUGGAGAAAGGUGGAUUGAUUGCGCCAAAAAACCUCAAAUGGGUAUCCUUGGUCGUCCUGAUAUUGCAGACCACAGCGUUGGUAUUAGUUUUACGCUAUUCACGUACCCAGAAGACCGAAGGUCCGCGUUAUUUGUCGUCAACGGCUGUAGUCACUGCUGAAGUUGUUAAGCUUUUCACGUGUAUAUUUGUGCUUGCUGCUCAGCAUAAUUGGAAUGUGGCUGGUUUUUAUACGGAAAUUCAUAAUGAUAUUAUUGUUAAAUCUCGAGAAACCUUCAAAGUUGGAGUUCCAGCUUUGCUUUAUGUUAUUCAGAAUAAUUUACUUUUUUACGCACUUUCUAGGCUAGAUGCGGCAACUUAUCAGGUUACGUAUCAGCUGAAAAUUUUAACAACAGCGCUUUUUUCUGUCACGUUAUUAUCUAGAAAACUAAAUCUUUUAAAAUGGGUAUCGUUACUCUUGCUAACCGGUGGAGUUGCACUUGUGCAGUUGCCUGGUGACCAAAAAAAGCCAUCUUCUGGAUUCGGGGAUUCCGUUGUCAACUCUGAUCGUGUUUUGGGGUUUUUAGCAGUAUUGGCGGCAUGUUUUUCUAGCGGUUUUGCUGGGGUUUACUUCGAAAAAAUUUUAAAGGGUACUCCUGUGUCACUGUGGAUGAGAAACAUUCAGCUCGCAUUCUUUAGUGUUUUUGGAGGUCUUUUUAUGGUAUGGUUAUAUGAUUCAGACAAGGUGGCGAAGAACGGAUUUUUUGCAGGAUAUAAUACUAUAAUUUGGAUUGUGGUAUUACUACAGGCAUAUGGAGGUCUUCUAAUUGCUUUAGUAGUGAAAUAUGCCGAUAACAUACUGAAAGGCUUUGCUGUUUCUUUAUCUAUAAUACUCUCCAGUUUCAUAUCUUACUGGUUCCUCAAUGAUUUCCAACCGACUUUAACCUUUUUUGUUGGAGCAACAAUCGUUAUCGGUUCAACGUUUAUGUAUGGAUACGAACCAAAAGACGUUGUUCGUCCUACGAAACCAUAG
Enterobius vermicularis (human pinworm) is the source of this 1011-nucleotide messenger RNA. The record is from the annotation of a GenBank genome assembly. Lineage: Eukaryota; Metazoa; Nematoda; Chromadorea; Rhabditida; Oxyuridae.